Ipomoea nil (Japanese morning glory) is the source of this 3535-nucleotide messenger RNA. Its product is annotated as putative receptor-like protein kinase At3g47110. Gene Ontology annotation, biological process: protein phosphorylation. Gene Ontology annotation, molecular function: ATP binding; protein binding; protein kinase activity. The transcript has 2 exons. NCBI's taxonomy places the organism in Eukaryota, Viridiplantae, Streptophyta, Magnoliopsida, Solanales, Convolvulaceae. The record is from RefSeq and is a predicted model, not a curated record. The coding region runs from base 104 to 3358 and encodes 1084 amino acids.
GGCUGGCUUACCUCAUUGUGGUCAUUUGCUUAGGUUGGCUUACUUCAUUGUGGUCAUUUGCUGGCUAGUCAUAAUGCGAGAUUUAUCCAAUGCAUACUUUUAGAUGGUGGCUAUAAGUUUAAGAAGUAAAACCUCUUUCCACUGCAAGAAUUUUCCAACGGACUCGAUAUAUAUCUCUGUCAAGCUUGUUCUACAUAUCAUUUCCUCAGCUCUUAGCCUCUCACUUCCCUCUGCUACUUUCUCUUCUUCCCAAAUGAUGAUUCCAACUACUAGUCUAAACUUGCUCUUUGCACUCACCUUUAAUGCCAUUGUUUUUGUGUUCUUGAACUUUUCUUUUCCAGGCUAUGCAUCAUCAGGCGUACCUGGAAAUGAUACAGAUCAACUUGCAUUGAUGACGUUCAAGUCUGGAAUUACUGAAGAUCCACAAGGAGUUCUGGAUUCUUGGAAUGCAAGCGUGAGUUUCUGCAUGUGGCCUGGGGUCGCAUGUGGCCUAAAACACCGACGGGUCACUGUUUUGGAUCUCAGAGGCCAUGGGUUGGGUGGUACUCUAUCAUCCCAAAUUGGAAAUCUUUCGUUCCUUCGGAUUCUUGAUCUUUCAGACAAUUCCUUCCAUGGUGAAAUCCCCUCAGAACUAGGUCAUUUGAUCAGGCUCCAAACCAUGAACUUGAGCUAUAACUACCUUGGUGGUGAAAUUCCAGCUAACCUGUCUCGUUGUGUUGGCCUAGUUGAUCUUAUUCUUGAUCACAAUCACUUUGAAGGGCACAUUCCUGUUGAGCUUGGUUCUUUGACGAAGCUGGAGGCGUUGUAUCUUAAGAAUAAUAACCUCACUGGGAGUAUCCCAGCUUCAAUUGGGAAUCUGACUUCUUUGACAGAGCUUUACAUAUCAUAUAAUGAUCUGGAGGGCGAAGUUCCUGAAACAAUGGCCAAGAUGAGAAGCUUAACAAUGCUAGGCAUGUCAGUGAACUCUCUUUCCGGGGAGUUUCCUCCUGCGCUUUACAAUCUAUCCUCUCUUCAGCUCAUAGGCCUGUCAUUCAACAAGUUCGAGGGUACACUUCGAGCUGAUAUAGGAAUUGCCUUCCCCAAUCUGCAGUUCCUGUAUUUGGCAACCAAUUAUUUCAUAGGAGUGAUUCCGGCCUCAUUGUCCAAUGUUACUGGCUUGCUUCGGCUUGAUAUUCCAUACAACAAUUUCACCGGAAAUGUACCUAUGAGUUUUGGAAGCCUUCAGAAUCUAUUAUGGCUCAAUGUUCUCAGUAACCAGUUGGGAAGAGGCGCACCUGAUGAUAUGGAUUUUGUAACUUCUUUGUGCAAUUGCAGAAAGCUCGAGUUCUUGGAUUUUGCUGAUAAUAGAUUUGGAGGUAUGUUCCCCACCUCGAUAACUAACUUGUCAACCACAUUGACAAAGCUUCUUAUUGGUGGAAACAAGAUACAGGGAAUGAUACCUAGGGAGAUAUCUAACCUUGUAAACUUGAAUGCACUUAGCAUCGAAGAAACAAUGAUCACUGGUAGUAUCCCUGAUUCUAUCGGAAUGCUUUCAAAUCUAGAAAGUAUCCAUUUUGAAUCGAAUAAGCUAACUGGAAAUAUUCCCUCUUCAUUGGGAAAAAUCCGAGGACUCUUGCGACUCUACCUACAGGAUAACAGCUUAGAAGGGAGCAUACCUUCAAGUUUGGGAAAUUGUGUCUCCCUGCAAAACCUGGACAUUUCUCAGAAUAAGCUUACUGGUACUAUACCGAAACAGGUUUUGAGUCUGUCUUCCCUUUCAGUACUCCUUAAUAUGUCUUACAACUCCUUGAGUGGCCCUUUGCCCAUUGAGGUCGGAAACCUUAGCAACCUUGCUGCAUUUGAUGUUUCAAACAAUCGAUUGUCUGGUGAACUUCCAAGCACACUGGGGGGUUGUGUGUCCUUGGAAGUACUUAACAUGCAGCACAACCUCUUUGUGGGGCCAUUACCUCCUUUAAACAACUUGAAAAAUAUUCAGUACUUGGAUGUUUCUCAAAACAACUUCUCGGGCCACAUUCCUCCGAGCAUGGCCAAGAACUCCACUCUCUAUCUGAAUUUAUCAUUCAACAAUCUUGAAGGCGAGGUGCCUGCUCGGGGUGUUUUUGCAUAUGCAGAAAGGAUUGAUGUAACAGGCAACAUAAAUCUCUGUGGGGGAAUCAAGGAGCUUGAUUUGCAUCCAUGCGUGGUAGAGGAACCCCAAAAAUCUAGGAAGCACACUGCCCUUAUAAUAGCACUGGUUCUCAUUGUUGUAGCAGCGUGCCUAAGCAUAGCGCUGCUGCUAGCAGUUUUCUGGAAGAAAAAGGCGAAGAGAAGUAGAGCUAACUCAUCAUCUCAAGUCAUGAACUUCCAUGCAAAAGCAUUUGCAAAUGUGUCUUAUGAAGAUCUCCUAAAUGCAACGGGAGGGUUCUCUUCGCAAAACUUGAUAGGAUCAGGUAGUUUUGGUUCCGUCUAUAGAGGAACUCUGGCCUCGGAUGGAACAAUAGUUGCAGUGAAGGUACUGAAACUUCAACAGACGGGGGCUGACAAAAGUUUCUUGGCCGAGUGUCAGGCCUUGAGGCACAUCCGGCACAGAAACCUCGUGAAGAUCUUAACUGUUUGCUCCAGUGCUGAUUUUAGUGGGAAUGAGUUCAAAGCCUUGGUCUAUCAGUACAUGCCAAAUGGGAGCCUAGAAGAGUGGCUGCACCAGAAGGACAGAGAGGAUAGGAGGUUGAGUAUCUUCCAACGGUUAAACAUAGCAAUAGACAUCGCUUCAGCAUUGCAAUACCUCCAUGAUCAAUCUCAACCCCCCGUUAUUCACUGUGAUCUGAAGCCAAGCAAUAUUCUUCUUGAUGAUGAUCUGUGUGCUCAUGUGAGUGACUUCGGUUUGGCAAGGCUUCUUUCAAACCCAGCUCAAGAAGCUGAAGGGAUCGAGUUUAGCUCACUUGGGAUCAAGGGAACCAUUGGAUAUGCUGCUCCAGAAUAUGGCAUGGGUGCUAAGGUGUCAAAACAAGGAGAUGUCUACAGCUUUGGAGUACUUUUACUCGAGAUUUUCACAGGUAGAAGACCUACUGAUGAAAUGUUCAAUGACAGUGGAAAUCUUCACAGUUUUGUCAAACAGGCAUUACCUGAUCGAGCAAUGGACGUUGUUGAUCAAUCAGCUCUCUUCGAGGAAGAACCCGGAGAUCUGACAGGCAAAAUUUACUGUGAAAAUGGCUUCAAAACCAAGAUUGAUGAAUGUUUGGUUUCUCUCCUUGGCCUUGGAGUUGUUUGUUCAGAGGAAGCUCCUGAAACCAGAAUAACAGCAGGCAAAGUUGUGGCUGAUCUUGUUUCAAUUAGAAGUAAUCUAAGCAAAUAUGCAGCUUUACAGAAAAGAGUGCAAUGACCUGGAAACAUUAUGAUUCAGGUUCAGCUGUCAUUUAAACUGUAACUGUGUAGUGUUUACUCAGCCCCUCAAAUCAAAAGGCAUUUCAAAUGCAAUUACGAAAUAUUUGAUGCACACCCAGAAGGAAUUAAUGUAAAAAUAAAAAUAGUACUGUUAAAAUAUUGACUGUUUAAGGUU